AUGUCCGCAGAAACCCUCACCACCAUCUCACCCACCACAAACAAGGGCAUCCUCACCCGGACUGGUGCAACCCCCGCCGACCUCGAGAAGAUCGUCGAUGUAUCCGCUGAGCGCUUCAAGACGUGGAGCAAAACUCCCUUCUCGGAGCGCCAGGCAAUCGUCAAGAAGGCGCUAGAGAUCCUGGUUUCGAAGAAAGAUGAAUACGCCAAAGAACUCACGGAGCAAAUGGGCCGUCCCAUCGCCUAUACGGGUGUCGAAGUGACGACAGCAGCGAAGCGGGGGGAUUACCUCCUCAAGAUCUCGGAAUCAGCACUCGAAGACACACCGGGGGAGGCGGAGAAGGGGUUUACUAGAUAUAUCAAGAAAGUCCCCAUCGGUCCAGUUCUCAUACUCUUCGCUUGGAACUACCCCUACCUAAUCCUCAUCAACUCCCUCAUCCCCGCCCUCCUCGCCGGGAACACCGUGAUCCUCAAGCCCAGCCCCCAAACCCCCACCAUCGUCGAGAACCUGUCCUCCAUCUUCACCCUCGCCGGGCUCCCCGAGGGCGUAAUCCAAUUCUUCCACUCCGGCACCCCCCUCACCAUCGACACCAUCGUCAAGAACCCCAAGGUCGCCUUAAUAGCCUUCACCGGCUCCGUAGCAGGCGGUUUGGCAGUCCAGAAAGCUGCUGCGGACCGCGUGGUACCCGUCGGCCUCGAGCUUGGGGGGAAAGACGCGGCGUAUGUGCGUUCCGACGUGGACGUGGCGUGGGCGGCGGAGGAGAUUGUGGAUGGUGCAGUGUUUAACUCCGGGCAGAGCUGUUGUAGUAUCGAGCGGGUGUAUGUCGAUUCUUCGAUCCAUGAUAAGUUUGUGGAGGAAGUGCAGAGGGUACUUGGGGGAUACAAGUUGGGUGAUCCGUUUGAUCCCUCUACGCAUGUUGGGCCGGUGAUUUCGAAGCGCUCGAAGAUUGCGAUUGAGGGACAUAUUAGCGAUGCUGUGGCAGCGGGGGCGAGGAAUGUUACACCCGCCAAUGCGUCGUUCACUUCUCCGCCCGCAGAUGGGAAUUUCGUCGCUCCUACGCUGUUAGUUGACGUGGAUCACAGCAUGGCCGUUAUGACGGAAGAGACAUUCGGCCCCGUCAUCCCCGUCAUGUCCGUCUCCUCCGACGCCGAAGCAGUGAAGUUGAUGAACGACAGUGAGUUCGGGCUCACCGCCUCUAUCUGGACGGCCGAUACGAAGAAAGGUGCUGAGUUGGCGGAGUUGGUAGAGGCGGGGACGGUGUUUGUGAAUCGCUGCGACUUUCCGAGUCCGGAUCUGGCGUGGACGGGGUGGAAGAAUAGUGGGAGGGGGGUGACGCUUAGUAAGUAUGGGUUUGAGCAGUUUGUGAGGCUGAAGAGCUUGCAUUUGAAGGAUUAUCCGAAAUAG
Pseudogymnoascus destructans is the source of this 1404-nucleotide messenger RNA. RefSeq lists its product as uncharacterized. The record is from RefSeq and is a predicted model, not a curated record. Gene Ontology annotation, molecular function: aldehyde dehydrogenase (NAD+) activity. The transcript is spliced from 2 exons. Bases 1 to 1404 code for a protein of 467 amino acids. Lineage: Eukaryota; Fungi; Ascomycota; Leotiomycetes; Thelebolales; Thelebolaceae.